GGGGCUUUAGUAUAGAAUUGAAAGUUUGUCGCCGGGGUAUCGAUGGCAGCAACGGACCCGAAGCUGAACCAAACGGCAGCGGAUUCUACGACGAGCAGCAGCAGCUGAAGGAGCUUCAGCGGUUUUAAGGAUUAAACAAGCUUGGCUGUGUAAAACGACACCGGAAGUGAAGGACAUAAAGUUGUGAAGAAGAAAAAAAAACUUGUGAUUUUAGUGAUAAACUGUUUUAGAAACUUUGCUCAAGCAUGAAAGCCAUUAUAGUCAUAGUCGCUGCACUGGCAGUCAGUGCGCGGUCGGAGUUCGAUGGAUACCACUACACCACUCCUGCCUGCCCGUUGACCGGACCAACAACCAUCACCCAAACGGUGACUGAUUACAAAACGCAGAUUCAAUCGAAAACGGUGCAACUUCCUGCUGUUACCAAAACUCUGGUCCAAGAAAGAACCGAUAUUAUCUACUCGACCAUCGUUCAGCAGGUUCCUGUGACCCAGACUGUUACGCGCUCCAGUACCGUUACUCGGACUCAACCAGCCCCACCAGCGCAAACCAUCACGAAUGUCGUCACUCAACCUCCAGUUGUUUCGACUGUUUACACCACUGUUGUGAAACCAACGCCCGUUUACAGUACUCUAACGAAAACAAGUACCAUUACUCAGCCACCAGUGACGCUGCCACCACAGGUCAUUGUUGAGACUGUCCAGCUUCCGGCUGUAACUCGUACGCAGACUUCGACCGUCAUUAGAACCACUCCAGUUAUCACCAGAUUGACAGAAACCGUCGAUGUCCCUGGACCUACCGUGACUCUUCCUCCAGUUACUAAGGAGAUUACCAAGACUGCUGCCCCAGUGACUCGUACCAAUACUGCUUAUGUUACCAAAACGGAACAAGUCAUCAACUACGAGACCAUAACUCUUCCUCCAAAUACGGUUACACUCCCAGCUAAGACUUCAUACAAGACGACCACGCUGCCAGCUACCACCAUAACUAGCACAUCCUUGAUCGCUACUCCUUCCCCGGUAUACAGAACUGUAACGGUGUCCACCACCAUCACUCCUGCACCACUCCCAGCAUCAACUAAGAUCAUCACAACCUCGAUCACAGCUCCUGCAGUGACAAAGACGGUUUCCAGCAUCAAAACAUUGACCCAAACCCAAACUAAAUCCCUAACCCAGACAGUGACCAGCACUCAGAUCUCCAGAAUCCCAGAGUACGUGACCAAGACUUUCACCGCACCUGCUGUAACCAGCACUGUCUGCAAACCCAACAACGAAUAUUUGCCACAGCCAGCAAACCCACCACCAACGGAGUACCUGCCCCAGGCUGAGGACUACCAGCUGCGGUACAACGAUGUCUACCCGUUCGGUGGAUAGAAUCAUCCUGCCAACCGAGAUGAACACCUUCCCGGCUCUCUAAAGCAAACAAGAUACUCAUAGGAUGUGGGAGCAGCAAGAAGAAGCAAUGUUAUGGAUGAUAUUGUCGGAGAAUGUUGUCACGUGUCGUCGGAAAGAUUUUCGAAACAAACAGUUUGACUGAUGGAAACGAAUAAAAACAAGAUUGAAUUUUUGUGGCAA
This is a messenger RNA of Culex pipiens pallens (northern house mosquito), 1571 nucleotides long. RefSeq lists its product as uncharacterized. Lineage: Eukaryota; Metazoa; Arthropoda; Insecta; Diptera; Culicidae. Bases 246 to 1370 code for a protein of 374 amino acids. The record is from RefSeq and is a predicted model, not a curated record. The transcript has 2 exons.